AGCACUUCGACUUCUUCUGAAACAAUAGAAAAUCCUUUGAUCAAUGACCGGUGGACGAAUAACAUAAACUAUAGGCAACUCGUAAUGUCGUCUUGUAUUGGUAUAGUACAAGUGUGGUGGCACCCUUACUUACACGACAUGAAAAAAUUCAUACCUUUCAUAUUCCUAUAUAAUAUUCUGAGUGUAAUCUUCGGCUACCCGCUCAUGUAUUUGGAGUUAGCUCUGGGUAUCGUUACAAAGAAAAGUGCUAUCAAUUGCUGGGAUUUGGCGCCAGUGGCUCGAGGCGUGGGUUUCGCAAUGCUGGCGUGCUGCGCGCUGACGGCGUUUGUGUCAGGAGCGGUGAGCGCGUGGUGCCUAGCACUGCUGGUGCACUCGGCGCACGCCUUCCUGCCCUGGCUGCACUGCGCCGCCACCGCGCAGCCAGCAUGCGCCGCGCGACACCGACCCCUACCGGAGGGCAGCGAGACUCCGGCGCAGUCGUUCUUCUUUAAUUUCAUCUUGAACCUGAAACGUGAUGGGCUGAAGGGCGGGCUUGGCAGUGUGGUGCCGGAGCUGGCCGUCUACUACGUCAUCAGCUGGUUGCUCAUAUACUUCAUCGCAUUCAAACGUAUAUACAGCUACUCUAAAUUGGUACUUUUCAAAGACGUGCUGACCUACUUCGUGUUACUGGUGUGCAUGCUGGGUGCGACACGGCUCUCGGGCGCCGCCGCCAUGUUCAAUGAGUGCGACUGGAGUGUGCUGCUAGAUGGCACGCAGAUAUGGCGCGAUGCUCUCGAGUACUCGUUGGUCCAGAUGUCCAUAUCCCAAGGCGUGCUGGUGAUGCUGGGCUCGUAUUGCCCGAAGGCACCACACCGAUUGGCCACCACAGCACUCCUCACCUUCCUCGUCGCAAAGACUAGCUGCAUGGGCAGUGCGCUGCUGCUGGGCGCGGCGCACGGAGCACUGCGCACUGACUACGAUAACGAUACCAAUGUGUGGAGCGGUUCGUCAUCAUCAAUAAUACUAUGGGCAGACUACGUAGCGAGGAUACCGGGCAGUCAGUUUUGGUCGGCUCUCGUCUUCUUCACACUGUUUGUCCUUUCAGUAUCCACCACGGCUCUAAUGCUACAAACAAUAAUGUCAACGUUCACGGGUCGCUCCAUACGUAAGAUAUCGUGGGCGUUCCUUGUCGCUAUCUGUGUACUGUUCUGUUUUAUUGGCGUUAUGACGAUUUGCACACAGGGUGGUCUCUACAUCCUAAACUUCCUAAUAUCAUGGCCGGUAUCAAAAGUGCGUGCGCCGAUAGCUGCCGUGGUGGCCCUUGUUAUCAGUUACACGUACGGACAGACCACAUUUUGCGACGAGAUAUAUUUCGCAGUCGGCGAGUACCCCUGCAUGUUUAUGAGGAUAAGUUGGGCUCUAACACCUUUACUGUUAUUCGUGGCAUUAACUGGCGUGGGAUCUCUGUCAACAUUCGAAGCGACCGCGGGCUUUGUGUCACUCGGCCUGUGUCUGGUGGCCAUUCCUAUCUUUGUUAUUUUCUACUUCGUUUUCAGAUGCAGAGUAAGGAAUAUCGUGGAUGAUGCAAAAUGAUGCUGUAA
Papilio machaon (common yellow swallowtail) is the source of this 1580-nucleotide messenger RNA. Its product is annotated as sodium-dependent serotonin transporter. Gene Ontology annotation, biological process: sodium ion transmembrane transport. Gene Ontology annotation, cellular component: membrane. NCBI's taxonomy places the organism in Eukaryota, Metazoa, Arthropoda, Insecta, Lepidoptera, Papilionidae. The transcript is spliced from 11 exons. The coding region runs from base 85 to 1572 and encodes 495 amino acids. The record is from RefSeq and is a predicted model, not a curated record.